Lynx canadensis (Canada lynx) is the source of this 2720-nucleotide messenger RNA. It is a transcript of the gene ELMO3, whose product is annotated as engulfment and cell motility 3. The transcript is spliced from 19 exons. Bases 332 to 2596 code for a protein of 754 amino acids. The record is from RefSeq and is a predicted model, not a curated record. Gene Ontology annotation, biological process: cell motility; actin filament organization. NCBI's taxonomy places the organism in Eukaryota, Metazoa, Chordata, Mammalia, Carnivora, Felidae.
GACCGGGUGGGUCACCUUGCCGGAAAGGGAGGUGUGGCUGCUCUGGCAACCCAUCCUCCCCGCCCCCACCUGCCGCACCUUGGGGCGGGGCGGGGCCGCCUCUUGGGGCGGGGCAGGCGCCUACCCCCGGGACUCCAACCCGGAACUAGUCUGGCUCCCUUGGGAAGGCCGCGGCGCUUGGCCUGGAGCGAGCCUGACCGUUGAGUGCGGGCCACGGGGUCCAGGCCUUGGACAGGGAGACGCCCUCGUUCUCGGAGGCACCAGACCAGGCACGCCCUCGGCCGGAGGUUGGACAGUCUGGAAACUACAGGCGUCCCCGCCCAGCCGGACCAUGGCGCCCCCGAGGAACGUGGUGAAGAUCGCGGUCCAGAUGCGUGACGCCAUCCCGCAACUCAUCCGGCUGGACCAGGCAAAGCCUCUGGCUGCUGUGCUGAAGGAGGUGUGCGACGCGUGGAGCUUGGUUCACUCUGAACGCUAUGCCCUGCAGUUUGCUGAUGGACAUAGGAAAUACAUCACUGAGAACAACCGUACAGAGAUCAAGAAUGGCAGCAUCCUGUGCCUCAGCACUGCCCCAGACCUUGAGGCUGAGCGACUGUUGGGUGGGCUGCAGUGUGGGAGCCGUGAAAGGCGCCGGGAAACUCUGCAGCACCUCGUCUUGCUGGCCCCAGACAUGACCUUUGCCCAGGAGGUCAUCAGCCGUGAUGGGCUUCAGAGACUAGGCACCAUCAUUGAGGAUGGAGAUGACUUAGGGGAAUUGCUGGCCCUUGCACUGAGGGCCUUCUUGGAGCUCAUGGAACAUGGCAUGGUGUCUUGGGAGACGCUCAGCAUCCCUUUUGUUAGGAAGGUGGUAUGCUAUGUGAACAUGAACUUGAUGGAUGCAACUGUGCAGCCCCUGGCUCUCAGGCUGUUGGAGAGUGUGACUUUGAGCAGCCCUGCCCUGGGCCAGCUGGUCAAAAGUGAGGUGCCACUGGAUAGGCUGCUGGUACACCUACAGGUGAUGAACCAGCAGCUACAAACCAAGGCUAUGGCCUUGCUGACAGCCUUGCUGCAGGGGGCCAGCUCUACUGAACGCAAGCACAUGCUUGACUACCUGUGGCAGAGAAACCUUCGCCAGUUCAUCUAUAAGAACAUCAUCCACAGUGCAGCACCGCUGGGCGAUGAGAUGGCUCAUCAUUUGUACGUACUGCAGGCCCUUAUGUUGGGGCUGCUGGAGCCACGUAUGCGGUCACCACUGGACCCCUACAGCCAGGAACAGCGGGAGCAGCUGCAGGCCCUGCGCCAGGCUGCCUUUGAUCCUGAAGGGGAGUCUUUGGGCACCGGGCUGAGUGCUGACCGUCGCCGUUCCCUCUGUGCCCGCGAGUUUCGAAAACUGGGCUUCUCCGUGAGCAACCCCUCCCUAGCUCCCCACCCCUGCCUCAACCCAGGGCUGCUCUGUUCCAGAGGCCUGGAGUCCUUACUGAGCUACCUGUCCCUCUUUCCCCAGAACAGCAACCCUGCACAGGAUCUAGAGCGAGUGCCCCCCGGCCUGUUGGCCCUGGACAACAUGCUUUACUUCUCCAGACAUGCACCUAGUGCUUACAGCCGGUUUGUGUUGGAGAACAGCAGCCGUGAGGACAAGCAUGAGUGCCCCUUUGCCCGGAGCAGCAUCCAGCUGACUGUGCUGCUGUGUGAGCUGCUCCGCAUUGGGGAGCCCUGCUCCGAAACAGCCCAGGAUUUUUCACCCAUGUUCUUCAGCCAAGACCAGAGUUUCCAUGAGCUCUUCUGUGUGAGCAUCCAGCUGCUUAAUAAGACCUGGAAGGAGAUGCGGGCCACCCAGGAGGACUUUGACAAGGUCAUGCAAGUGGUGCGGGAGCAGCUGGCCCGCACGCUGGCCUUGAAGCCCAGCUCCCUGGAGCUUUUCCGAACCAAGGUGAACGCGCUCCCCUACGGGGAGGUCCUGCGGCUGAGACAGACAGAGCGGCUGCAUCAGGAGGGCACACUGGCCCCUCCCAUACUGGAGCUUCGGGAGAAGCUGAAGCCGGAACUCAUGGGCCUGAUCCGCCAGCAGCGUUUGCUCCGCCUCUGCGAGGGGACACUCUUCCGCAAGAUCAGCAGCCGGCGACGCCAGGACAAGUUGUGGUUCUGCUGCCUGUCCCCUAACCACAAGGUGCUGCAGUAUGGGGACGUGGAGGAGGGUUCCAGCCCACCCACCCCUGAGAGCCUACCUGAGCAGCUCCCUGUGGCUGAUAUCAAGGCAGUGCUAACAGGCAAAGACUGCCCCCACGUCCGGGAGAAAGGCUCAGGGAAGCAGAACAAGGAUCUCUAUGAGUUAGCCUUCUCAGUCAGCUAUGACCAUGGGGAGGAGGAGGCAUACCUCAACUUCAUCGCCCCAUCCAAACGGGAGUUCCACCUGUGGACAGAUGGGCUGAGCGCCCUGCUGGGAAGUCCCAUGGGUAGUGAGCAGACUCGGCUGGACCUGGAACAGCUGUUGACGAUGGAGACCAAGCUGCGGUUGUUGGAGCUGGAGAAUGUGCCCAUUCCUGAGCAGCCACCUCCCAUCCCCCCGCCCCCCACCAAUUUCAACUUCUGCUAUGACUGCAGCAUCCCUGAACCUUGACAGUGAGGUUGGCCGUGGGCCACAGCUGCUGGCACUGCGGCAACCAUGAAGAGUGGAGGGUGGAAAAGCCCAGAUAUCCGGACAAACAGAGGCUGCAGCAGAAAUAAAGUCUGCUUGGCUCUUA